AUGAACUUCCAACCUUCAGAUUACCUCGCAGACCUAAAUCUAGAGUUUGAGCUGCCUGUUCUUGACGAACAGAGCUCGGGCUCUAUUCCUGACUUGGAUGUUUUUUCCCAUACUGACUUUUUCGACUUGGACGUUUUCCUGGCCGACCACUCGGCGCCUUCCAAGCAACAGCAACAGCAACAACAACAGCAGCAGCAGCAACAACAGUACCAGCAGUUCCCAGUUAAGGUUGAACUUCCUUCCCAGAGAUCGCCAUUGGCUCAGAUUAAAGAGGAGGAGACAGAGAGCGUCGCCGAACAGCAACUGCCUUUGGAAAGCGAGUACCACAGAAACUCUGUGGACGAGCUCAAGAGGAAGAAGAACACGGCUGCUUCCGCUCGUUUCCGGGUGAAGAAGAAGUUGAAGGAGAAGCAGAUGGAGGAUAGAGCAAGGGAGCUCCAGGACAAGUUGAGCCUGCUUGAAAAGAAGGUGAAGACACUUGAGAUGGAGAACAAGUGCUUGAAGCAAUUGAUCUUGGAAAAGAACGAGAAGCGCAACCUGGACUUGUUGGACCUGAUCAAGAAGAGGUCACUCGAGACGCCUGCUUACUCGUUCACGUAG
Molecule: messenger RNA, 600 nt
Organism: Candidozyma haemuli
Lineage: Eukaryota; Fungi; Ascomycota; Pichiomycetes; Serinales; Metschnikowiaceae
Gene: MET28
Product: Met28p
Exons: 1
Coding region: 1-600 (199 amino acids)
Biological process (GO): regulation of transcription by RNA polymerase II
Cellular component (GO): nucleus; Cbf1-Met4-Met28 complex
Molecular function (GO): DNA-binding transcription activator activity, RNA polymerase II-specific; RNA polymerase II transcription regulatory region sequence-specific DNA binding
Source: RefSeq, a predicted model, not a curated record